AUGGCUUCGCAGUCCGAUCACAUUGAAAAGGAUAGUAUAAGCAAGAUGGAGGACGGUGGGGCUUCCUCCGUCGGCGCCGAGGGCUCGAGGUUCUGCUCUGCGACGGUCGUCAACUGUGUACAAAGGUUGAUUGCCGAGGCCGUCGGAACUUUCUUCAUCAUGUUCAUCGGAUGCGGGUCGAUUGUGGGGAAUAUGAUGCACAGCACGGUGACAUUCCCGGGAAUUUGCACCGCAUGGGGCCUCGUCGUGACCGCCAUGGUUUAUGCAGUCGCUCAUAUUUCGGGAGCUCACUUCAAUCCGGCUGUCACCAUCACUUUUACUGCCCUCGGAAAAUUUCCCCUAAAGGAGGCACCACUUUACAUAGUAUCCCAGCUAGUAGGAGCAAUUUUUGGAAGUGGGGUUUUGUAUUUGUUACUAAACCCUAAGCCGGAGCAAUUUUACGGAACAAUCCCUGUGGGAUCAGUUAUUCAGUCCUUCGUACUAGAGAUUAUUAUUUCAUUCUUAUUAAUGUUCGUUAUUUCCGGCGCAUUUGCAGAUACAAGAGCAAUUGGAGAACUGGGAGGAAUAGCUAUUGGAGCUACAAUACUACUUUCUUGCCUUACUGCUGGGCCUAUUUCGGGCGCAUCGAUGAACCCUGCAAGAAGUAUAGGCCCAGCUAUUAUCAUGCACAAUUACAAGGCUCUUUGGGCGUAUAUUUUCGGUCCAGUGAUUGGCAUGCUCGCAGGCGGCUUUACGUAUAAACUCAUCAAAUUUUUAGAUAAACCAUCUCAGGAUGUUACGAAAAAUAGUACCUUCCUUAAAAACAUUUAA
Molecule: messenger RNA, 810 nt
Organism: Ananas comosus (pineapple)
Lineage: Eukaryota; Viridiplantae; Streptophyta; Magnoliopsida; Poales; Bromeliaceae
Product: probable aquaporin NIP-type
Exons: 5
Coding region: 1-810 (269 amino acids)
Biological process (GO): transmembrane transport
Cellular component (GO): membrane
Molecular function (GO): channel activity
Source: RefSeq, a predicted model, not a curated record